AUGUAUUGGGCCGCCCCUGCUCUCUACUCCUCUCUUCUGGAAUCCUCCAUUAAAAACCUCCGCUUCGCAUCGCCUUCGAGCUCAAAGCCACGCUUCAUCGUCGUUCCCACGAAUGAAUCCCACAUCCAGGCAUCAGUCAUCUGCUGCAGGAGCCACCGCCUAUCGAUCAGAACCCAGAGCGGGGGGCACGACUACGAAGGUCUAUCCUUUCGGUCCGAAGACGACGAGGAGCCUUUCGUUCUGGUCGACCUCGCAAACCUCCGAUCGGUGAGCGUCGACGUGCAAGACAAUGUGGCUUGGGUCCAGGCUGGUGCCACUCUCGGCGAGCUCUACUACUGGAUUGCCAAGAAGAGCAGCACCCAUGCGUUCCCUGCUGGCCUCUGCCCCUCGGUCGGCGUUGGUGGACACUUCAGUGGAGGUGGCUUCGGCACCCUUCUGAGGAAAUAUGGGCUCUCUGCUGAUAAUAUCCUUGAUGCCAAGCUAGUCGAUGCAGAUGGAAGACUAUUAGACCGGGAGUCCAUGGGUGAGGAUCUCUUUUGGGCCAUAAGAGGAGGUGGAGGAGCAAGCUUUGGGGUGAUCGUUUCAUGGAAGAUCAGGUUGGUCCCAGUUCCACAGAGAGUCACAGUAUUCACCAUCUGCAAGAACUUGGAGCAGGGUGCUGCAGUAGAGCUUAUUAACAAAUGGCAGUACAUUGCGCACAAGCUCCCCGAGGACUUAUACCUCAAAAUUGACAUAAGGCCAUUGGAUUGGGUAGGGAAAGAGAAGGCAGCUGUGUUCUUAUCCUUGUUCCUUGGGAAGUGCGGUGAGCUACUCCAAUACAUGGGAGAUAGUUUUCCGGAGCUGGGACUGAAGAGAGAGGACUGCAGAGAGAUGAGCUGGAUUGAGUCCGUCAUAUACUUCGCCAGCUUCUACCUCAGUGGAGAUACCAUGGAGGCUUUGUUGCACAGUAGAUCACAACCAAAGGAAUUCUAUAAGGGCAAGUCCGACUAUGUGAAGGAACCCAUCCCACUGAGCGGUUGGGAAGGGAUUUGCCAAAGGCUUUUGGAGAGGGAGAAUAGUACCAUGGUCCUCACUCCCCAUGGUGGGAGGAUGGGUGAGAUAUCAGAGAGAGAGAUCCCUUACCCUCAUAGGGAGGGCACACUGUACAAUAUCCAUUAUGCUGUGUGGUGGGAUGAUGGUGGGGCCUCCGAGAACAACUUGGGUUGGAUUCGUAGGUUGCACCGGCAUAUGACUCCAUAUGUUUCCAAGCAUCCCAGGGCUGCCUAUUUGAACUACAGGGAUUUGGACUUGGGCAGGAAUGAGAAAGGUAACACAAGCUACGCAACGGCUGAAGUCUGGGGUAGGAAAUACUUCAAGGAUAAUUUCAAGAGAUUGGCUAUUGUGAAGGCCAAAGUUGACCCUGAGAACUUCUUCAGAAACGAGCAGAGCAUCCCACCUUUUCAUGCAAAAAAAGGGGAUGAGGGUUGGUUCCAAGGAGUCCGUUUCAGACCCCAAACCAUUAAUAAACCGCAUGCUUUGAUUAACAAUAAACUGACAUGA
This is a messenger RNA of Phoenix dactylifera (date palm), 1539 nucleotides long. Lineage: Eukaryota; Viridiplantae; Streptophyta; Magnoliopsida; Arecales; Arecaceae. The record is from RefSeq and is a predicted model, not a curated record.